Messenger RNA from Procambarus clarkii (red swamp crayfish), 861 nucleotides. The record is from RefSeq and is a predicted model, not a curated record. NCBI's taxonomy places the organism in Eukaryota, Metazoa, Arthropoda, Malacostraca, Decapoda, Cambaridae.
AUGGUUGUCAUACGCGAGGAAAGACAUAAAGCGAACAAUAUUCCAAGCUGUAAUUUGCUGGCCAUCAAGUCUCCAUCUGAAUUGGCACGAUGCAAGAGAGUGGAGAGGCUGAAGAAUGCUGACACAAUACUCACACACCCACCCACGCCCUCUCCCGCCCACAGACGAGUGCUGGCGGCGGCUGUGAAGGCGGGAAAGGUGGGACAGUUCCUGUGGGUGGGGAGCGACUCGUGGGGCGCCAAGAUCCACCCCGUCAGAGACCAGGAGGAAGCUGCCCUCGGAGCUAUCACCAUCCUGCCGCAGAGGUCCUCUUUGCAAGGUUUCGACCGGUACCUGCGGGCGCUGCGGCCGCGGGAGAGAGGGAAGCCCUGCUCCCUGACGGGGCCCGGAGACGACCAGGAGAGGAACUGCCGCAACGUCUGGUUUAAGGAGUUCUGGACACAACAUUUCAAUUGCACCUUCAGGAACCCGCUGCCCCCGGGGCGCCGGGCCUGCACGGGCAAGGAGACCAUCACCCACGAGCAGGAAGGACUGGUGCCCUUCGUCGUGGACGCAGUGUAUGCACUGGCCUGGGCUUUCCACAAUCUCCUUCAAGAUAAGUGCGGAGACCUGACCCUAUGUGAGGCCGCCCUGCCCUCCCCGUCAGGCCAGGAGAUGCUACACUACAUCAGAAACGUCUCCUUUAUCGGCCAGCAGAUGCUACGAUACAUCAGAAUCGUCAAGUUUAUCGGUCAGCAGGGACGAGAGGUCAAGUUCAACGCCGACGGAGACGCGCCGGGUAGUUACUUCAUCUACCAGUACCAGCAAGUGACAGAGACAGCCUACGACUACGUCCUGAUUGGCUCCUGGACUGAGAGGUGA